CCGGCCGGGCGGGCGGAGGAGGCGGAGGGGGCCCGUGCUAAUUACAUAAGCAAAACGUAAAUAAUUCGCGGGAAAAAGUGAAAAAGAUGGCGCCCCGCCUCAGCCGCCUGCAGCGCUGCUAGCCGGGGAGCAGCCGGGGGCGGCCUGGGGGGGACCCCGCGCCCCAGGCACUGAGCCGCCCGCGGGCAGCGCUCUCCGCCCGGCGCUGAGCCCCGAGGACUCGGCGGAGCGUGUCUGCUGAGGCUCAUGGAGAACGGCACACACAACCCAAUCAUCCGAGAUGUCUAUGCAGCUGCCAGCCAUCUGCAACAAGCAGCGGUCAACUCUUCUGCGAAUGGGAGUGGCUGCAGAGAUCUGAUGGUCAAACUGACGGAGGGGCAGUAUGUGCUCUGCAGGUGGACUGAUGGACUCUAUUACAUUGGAAAGAUCAAGAGGGUAAGUGGCUCCAAACAGAGCUGUCUUGUGACCUUUGAAGAUAACUCCAAGUACUGGGUCCUUUGGAAGGAUAUUCAGCAUGCUGGUGUCCCCGGAGAAGAGCCAAAGUGUAACAUCUGCCUGGGAAAGACAUCAGGGCCCCUGAACGAAAUCCUCAUCUGUGGAAAAUGUGGUCUAGGUUACCACCAGCAGUGCCACAUCCCGGUGGUGGACAGCAGCGACGGCCCCGUGCUGACGCCCUGGUUUUGUCGGAGAUGUAUAUUUGCCCUGGCUGUACGGAAAGGGGGCGCCCUGAAGAAGGGAGCCAUUGCCAAGACGCUGCAAGCCGUCAAGAUGGUGCUGUCCUACAACCCGGAGCAGCUGGAAUGGGAUUCUCUGCACAGGACCAAUCCGCAGCAGUGUUACUGUUACUGCGGCGGCCCUGGAGAAUGGUACCUGAAGAUGCUGCAGUGUUACAGUUGCAGGCAGUGGUUCCAUGAGGCCUGCACGCAGUGCCUUAGCGACCCCAUGAUGUUUGGAGACCGGUUUUAUGUGUUUUUCUGUGCGGUGUGUAACCAGGGGCCAGAAUACAUCAAGCGCCUGCCCUUGAGAUGGGUCGACGUUGUCCACCUGGCCCUCUAUAAUCUGGGCGUCCAGAGCAAAAAGAAGUACUUCGACUUUGAGGAAAUCCUCGCCUUUGUAAAUCACCACUGGGAUCCUUUCCAGCUCGGAAAGCUGACCAGCACUCCGGCCUCAGAACGUGCGCCACACCUGCUCAAUGCACUCAACAGCUACAAAAGCAGAUUUUUGUGCGGUAAGGAAAUCAAGAAGAAGAAAUGCAUCUUUCGCCUGCGAAUUCGUGUCCCGCCAAACCCCCCAAGCAAGCUCCUGCCAGAGAAAGUACCAGGUUUGGGUGAGAGUGGAGCUUCUGAGCUGAAGAAGAGAGGAAAAAGCAAAUACGCCCAUAAAAACGGUUUGCUGCCGCAUGAAUUUCAACAGCAGAAAAGGCGAGUUGCUAGAAGAAAAAGAUCAAAAUUUUUGUUGGAGGAUGCUAUUCCCAGUAGUGACUUCACCUCGGCUUGGAGCACAAACCACCACCUGGCCAGCAUAUUUGACUUUACACUGGAUGAAAUUCAGAGCUUAAAAAGUGCCAGCUCAGGGCAGACUUUUCUUUCUGACCUGGAUUCCACAGAUGCUGCCAGCACAUCUGGCUCUGCGAUAACGAGCUUGUCUUAUGAAUCGAGCAGAAGGAACGUGGGCAGCCGGAAACGAAAGCUGGCGGCUAAAGCCUAUGCCCCAGUGGGGGGGAAGAGAAAAGGCAUCGAACAAGGUGGGCACCUGAACAGCUGCGCCUCGGAGAGCAGUGAGGCGGCCUGUGCCCCGGAGCGCCAGGAUGACGGGAUCGACAGCCACACCUUGGAGAGCAUCAGCGAGGACGACUCCUCCCUCUCCCACCUCAAGUCCUCCAUCACCAACUACUUUGGAGCAGCCGGCAGGCUGGUGUGUGGGGAGAAGUACCAGGUGCUAGCCCGCAGGGUGACUCCGGAGGGGAAAGUCCAAUAUCUGGUAGAAUGGGAAGGCACCACCCCAUAUUGAUCCCUCUGGCUUGGACCAGCCUGGGAAACCUCUCCUAGAAUUAAAUAGAUCAAUCAUACAAAACCCAUGACCUAAACCAAAGGAGGCAAGGGAUGUGGAUGAGCAGGGCUCCUGCGCUGGCCGCGCACCGAUGCAGGAGAACUUUGACAGCUCUCCUUACGCUUACAGUGAGUUGUGCAGGCGAGGUUUGAAAGGAACACUUAACCGUCGGGAGCAGGGGAUCUCUAGGGAGCUGUGAAGGACUUAGGACAGGGUAUAGCAGAGGCAGUUGGACACGGCGAUUACAUCCAAACUUACUGUGAGCCGCGGCAUCGGGUGGCUAAAACUGAUAGAGUUCUUGUUUUUAAUGAUGGUUAUUUUAUUGGUCAUGUAUAUACAACUGGCUUCCCUAAGGGACCCCUUGGCUAAGCCAAGGGAGCCAUCUUUGUGGAAGUGAGCAAUUAGUGAUAUGGCUUUUCAUUGUGAUACUCUGCUGCACCAUAGAGGCAUGGUAGGCCCAUCCGAACCACCCAGCAUCUGGCUGAUAGUGCACACACGUCUGAUGGAGCAGCUCUUGUGGUGAGAGGAAAGCAAAGAGGGAAGGUUGAGUGGAGGAAGGAAAACCAAUCUGUAUAGAGCUCAAACCAUCAUCCCCUCUAGUAACAAUAAAAAUGCUGUUAUGCAGAAGAACCAUAUCUAAGUUCACCAGUGUCUUAUGAUCACAUACAAGCCUUAAAUAACAGACCCAAGUGGUCUUGUUACUAAAGCAGAAAGCACCUACAUAACCAGUUCUAUAAUGCGUAAGUACCCAAGUAUCACAUUCUUGUGCUGAUAGAAAAUGCUGGGCAGGCUGAUUCUUGCCAAAGCAAUCAUAUAGUACACCUCUACCCCGAUAGAACGCUGUCCUCGGGAGCCAAAAAAUCUUACCGCGUUAUAGGUGAAACCGCGUUAUAUUGAACUUGCUUUGAUCUGCUGGAGUGUGCAGCCCCGCCCCCUGGAGCACUGCUUUACCACGUUAUAUCCGAAUUCGUGUUGUAUUGGGUGACGUUAUAUCGGGGUAGAAGUGUAUUUACCUCCUCAUCAUACACUCAUUCAUUAAUGGGACGGACACACACUCUCUCCUAGGCCAUUCACUUCCAGCCUUUCCAGCCACAGGACAGAUUUACAUUAUGGUUGCUAUUGUCCCAUGACAUUAAGAUGUAAAAUGAUGCAGCGGCUCCAUUUGCUUAUUCUUUUGACAAUCACAGUCUUGGAAUGAAUCAGACAAAUGACAUGAGCUUGCCUUAAAACCAAGGAGGGCCUUGUUCUGCACUGAUGGCAUCUUAAAUGAAAUGGAGCCAUGGGCAUUUAUUUUUGUAAAGAUCAGUGUGUUGAAUGCUGCCAAAUGAAUAGACAAGCCAAAAAAAACCCCAGCAAAACAAAGGAAAAGUGACUGUAUUUCUGUGAAUGAAAGAGAAAUGUUUGUGUAGGGGGAGGGAAUUUCUGUUGCUGCUGCUUUUGGAUACAUAACAAUACAUAUCGCUAUUUGUAUUACCUGACAUAUACCAGCUGAACCAAAUCUUUCUACUUAGCUGCAUGAUCUCUGUCUUUUUUGCUCUUGCGUAUAUAGUGGAAGAAGAGGAUGUUGCCUUGCAGGGCAAGGAAGGGAGAGGAAAUGCAGUAACUUAAGAAUCAGAAGAAUGAAUGUAAUAAAUUAUUGGAAGGCGAGCCAUGUUUUCCAUUAUUGGGAUUCAGAAAGUGACUUGCUAAGCUGAAUUCUGGGAUUCAGUUUGCCUACCUAAUAAUAAAAAGUUGCCACUCUUGUCUAAUAUAAAGUGAUAUUGUCAGGUAGCUAAGACACAAUCUGGGUUGUUUGAAAAUAGAACUAUACUUUUACAAACUCUAAUAUCAGUAGAAAUGUUUGUUAGGUUUUUCUUUUGAACAUUCAGUGAAAAGUUAUCCACACUUUCUAGCCUGGUCAUUGAGAACCCAGAGUGAAACUGACAAUAAACAAGUGACAAGGUGCGGGAGGUAAUAUUUUUUGAUUGGACCAACUUCUGGUGGUGAGAGAGAAGCUUUUUUGAGCUGCAUAGAGCUCUUCUUCAGAUGACCUGAAGUUGGUCUGAUACAAGAUACAACUUCACCCCACUUGUCUCUGUAAUACCCUGGGACCAACAUGGCUACGACAACACUGUGGAUAAACAACAGUGAAACUGACAAGUCUCCUUUCAUUGUCCAAACUGAGAGAAGUGCAAAAAUUUAAACCUCUUAAAGGCAAAAAAAGCAAACUAGAGUUUGCAAAUACUUUCACCUUUAAUAAUCCCUAAAGGACAUGAUUUUAACAGUGUAUAUGCUUUUAUGACCUAGCUGUUGCAAGAUGAACUGAAAAGCUCAUUUUAUUGAAAAUUUUUUAUGUAAGAUCCUGAAUCAUUCAGCAUGUGAUUCUCCCCUAACUGACAUGGGUGUAAAGCAAGAGUAAAAACGUGUGAGAGAGGAAACUCCAUUGUUAAGCAGAACUCCCAUAAUAAAAGCAGCACUUCUCCACUGACAUCUAAAUGAAUGGCACAACAUCGCCUUAACAGAACAGGUUAAAGUUACAAACCAAAGGCCAAAUUAUAUAUUCCUUAACAAAGUAAAACUCCCAUUGAUGUCACUCUUCACAUAACAUUGUGGAUAAUCCAGGUGUGUGUGCGGGGUUGUUUUUAAUUUAAACCUCCUCUUUUUCCCCCCCACCCCAUCUGAAUUAAGGUCUCUGUAUUUCUGUAGCCUGAGUUGAUUAUAUGGCUGAGACCCAGAAUGAUGCAUACAGCUCCUUGCUGUCCUUUGAGUGUUAGAGUUUUGGGACAGAUUCUGACUGGAUGCACCAGUGUAAAUUUGAAGUAUUUAUAUUGCCUUCAGUUGAGUUCUUCAAGAUUAUCCCAGAGUAACUAGGAUCAGAAUCUGGCCUGUCAUCAGCUGCUGUAGCAGAAGCAGAUUAGUCUGAACAUCCAUUGUAGCAGGUUUUCAGGGUUUUUUUUUUUUGGGGGGGGUGUUAAAAAAAGAAGCCUUUCAAUUAAUCUGUCAGAAAUGAUCUAGGAACACUUGGAUGGAAAAGCUGCCGCCUGCUUGUAAAAUGUGGAGUCUGUUGUUGGGACUGGAUUUGAAUCCAGUGAAUGGAAACCGUGACUUUUAAAAGUCAAUCUGUAGUACAUCUCUACUGUUAAAGUAACCUCUCACCACUGAGGCUUGGUCUCUACUACCAUCUUGUGUUGGUAUAGCUCCAUCACUCAGGGGGGUGGAAAAUCCACCCCGAGGAGCGACGCAGUCAUAUGGAUCUAACCCCCACUGUAGAUAGGGCUGUGUCUCCGGGAGAGCCUCUCCUGUCAACAUAGCCAGUGCCUCUCGGGAAGGUGGAGUACAGUGGCGUAGCUUCACUUCUACAGCACUGUCAGUGUAGACAAGCCCUUAGUCACGUGCAUAGAAAGUAUUAAAAGACUCUCCUAACUACGCAGCUUGUGAGUGAAAAGAAACUGACUUGGCUCCUGAACCUGCAUCAGAUCUGUGUGGGCAUGUGCCCAAGGGUUUGCUUGUGUGGAUCCAAUUGUAGGAUUGGGGUCUUUCUAUGCACGGUAAUACGUUUUUUGAUUUGGUCUCUUGGGACCUGAUCCAAACCCCAUUGGAAUCAAUAUGAGUUUUUCUAUUGACUUCAACAGAGUUCAGAUCAGGCCCUAUAUCAUUUUGAGUCUUUUCAGCACAAAAGCUAGUUGUUUUUUUUUUUGCUGUUUCCGAAAGCUAGGCUUUUUUUUUUUUUAAUGAUUCGAAGUACUGUAGCUAUUACAUGUCCUGGAAAAUACAUAAGUGCUUUGAAUGCAUACUUAUAGCCAACGAAGCAAUAUAAAAAGACCCUUUAUUGAAUCUACUCCUUGUUUUCAGCACAUAUUCAGGAGCCCCAGGAUAACCAAGAGAUUUUGAGGCUUUUGGCUUAGAAAUGAAUGGGGUGGAGGAGGGGGGACGUAUUUCUGUAUUUUAAAUGUGGGCAUUAGAGUUGGGUCAAUACCCAUCGCCUUUCAGAGGUGAAGUGAAAGAGACAAGACCCUGACUCUGCCAUGAGCUCUGCCUCACUUGUCAACUUCAGUAGGUUCUGCCUGCAUGGAGCUUAUAAGUGAUCAGGGAAUUAGCAUUUAAGAUCUUAAAUCAGUAACAGAAUAGAUGUGCAUGCUGAAAUUAUAUGCAACUCCCCUUGAAAAGACAGUAGCAGAAAGUCAGUUCCUCCUUUACUUACCUGCCAAGACCUGAAACUCCCACUGACUUCAGGGAGUGUCCCCGAGAGAGGUUUGCAGAGCUGGAGUCCAGGGGCUCAGGCUUGGCUUAGAGCAGUGUGAGGGACACAGCUCCCUGUUCUGCUCUGGGUGUUGGUGGAGUGAUUGGCUGAUGCACAAUGAAUGAGUCCUGAUCUUGCCAGGUGGGGCCUUUCUGUUCAUCUCUCAAUUGUGUUUCCGCCCUUUGAAAGCCGCAGAAUAGGCAGCGCAGUGACACCAAGUCCUCAGAAAGCCAUUGCACAUUUCAGGAAUGUCUGUGCCCCAGUGUGCUGCAGGUGUAAGCUUUUUAUUUUAGGCCCUGCAAACCAACCAACCAAUCUUCCCCACCCCCGCAUCCGUUCCAGAGAGGGGAAUGUGGAGCCUUUAAAAAUGCUUUGUUCCAGAGGAUGUGUUGCAUUAGUUCUAAUAGAUCUUAUAACGAUUCUGUGCACCUUCUAAAGAUUUAUGAUGUCAAGUUGCUGCUUUUAAUAACCAACUUUUGUUAUAUUCAAGUUGUAAUUAAUAUGUCUGAUGUACAAUUAAAAAGUCUUUUUU
Molecule: messenger RNA, 6800 nt
Organism: Mauremys mutica (yellowpond turtle)
Lineage: Eukaryota; Metazoa; Chordata; Testudines; Geoemydidae
Gene: PHF19
Product: PHD finger protein 19
Exons: 15
Coding region: 247-2010 (587 amino acids)
Biological process (GO): regulation of DNA-templated transcription; chromatin organization
Cellular component (GO): nucleus
Molecular function (GO): chromatin binding; DNA binding
Source: RefSeq, a predicted model, not a curated record